GAGGGAGAGGGGCCAUGGCGGGCGGCGAGACGUUGCGGGCAGCUUUGGCCGCUGUGGUGUUGGCGGCCUGGAGCGCCCACGGUCUGUACUUCCACAUCGGCGAGACCGAGAAGCGCUGCUUCAUCGAAGAAAUCCCGGAUGAGACCAUGGUCAUCGCUGGGGUGGGGGUGUCCCUGGAGCACAUGGGGUGCCUGCCAGCCUGGGUGGUGCUGUCACGGCAGUACGGCUCUGAAGGACGGUUCACCUUCACCUCCCACACACCGGGCGAGCACCAGAUCUGCCUCCACUCCAACUCCACCCGCAUGGCGCUCUUCGCCGGUGGCAAACUGCGGGUGCACCUGGACAUCCAGGUGGGUGAACACACCAACAACUACCCCGAAAUCGCUGCAAAGGACAAGCUGACGGAGCUGCAGCUCCGCGCCCGCCAGCUCCUCGACCAGGUCGAGCAGAUCCAGAAGGAGCAAAACUACCAACGGUACCGGGAGGAGCGUUUCCGCAUGACGAGCGAGAGCACCAACCAGCGGGUGCUGUGGUGGUCCAUCGCCCAAACCAUCAUCCUCAUCCUCACCGGCAUUUGGCAGAUGAGGCACCUCAAGAGCUUCUUUGAGGCCAAAAAGCUGGUGUAG
Messenger RNA from Haliaeetus leucocephalus (bald eagle), 626 nucleotides. It is a transcript of the gene TMED4, whose product is annotated as transmembrane emp24 protein transport domain containing 4. Gene Ontology annotation, cellular component: COPII-coated ER to Golgi transport vesicle; endoplasmic reticulum; endoplasmic reticulum-Golgi intermediate compartment. Gene Ontology annotation, biological process: Golgi organization; endoplasmic reticulum to Golgi vesicle-mediated transport; positive regulation of canonical NF-kappaB signal transduction. The transcript has 5 exons. NCBI's taxonomy places the organism in Eukaryota, Metazoa, Chordata, Aves, Accipitriformes, Accipitridae. The record is from RefSeq and is a predicted model, not a curated record. Bases 15 to 626 code for a protein of 203 amino acids.